AUGUUUAACAAAAUGUUUGUGAUUCGAGUUGUUUUGGUGUCAUAUUUUGGCUUAGUGAUUUUAGAAAGUGUAGAGGCUGAAUGUAUACAUUCUUUCGAACUUUUAGGCUGUUAUAAUACAAAAAUUUCUCAAGAAAUUUUAAACGAAAGUUAUGAGAACUAUACCAUUUUAGUCCUAUCUAAAAUCAUCGAACCUCUUGAAAGGUCUUCAUUUAUUAAAAUGAAAAAAUUAACAAAAAUUACCAUAAAAGCUAGCCGAAUUGGAAUAAUAUAUUCUGAAACUUUUAAAGAUAUUCCACAUUUAGAAAGUAUAAAAAUGGAUGUGGUUAAAAUAGGCGAAAUUCAAGAAUCAGCGUUUCUCAAUUUACCUAAACUGAAAUAUGUAUCAAUAGGAUUUAACGAUAUUCCAUUUUUAAGAAAAGGUAUUUUCCGAGAUAUUUCACAACUUUACUCUAUCAGUCUUCAAAAUUCCAACAUACGUGCUUUUUACGACGUGCCAAACUUAAAAGAACUUUAUCUUCAUAACAACUUGUUAACUGUUGUGACCACAGAUAUGCUGUAUAAUUUAAAUAAUUUGAAUUAUCUAAAUUUGGCUAAUAACAGGAUAUCGAUAAUAGAAAAGAAUAGUUUUGGCCAAACUCCACAUUUAUUGUUCCUGAAUUUAGAAAGUAAUCAAUUGAAAGCACUUGAUUUGGAUAUAUUUCCUACGACCGGAAUGAAAUAUUUGCUAUCGAUUCGUUUAAAUGGAAAUGGAUUGAUGUAUCUGCCAUUCACAUUUUUUAAUAGAACAAUCAAUUUAGAGGAAAUUAGCCUGAGUCACAAUCCAUGGUUUUGCCCUUGCCUGAAAGAGAUCUAUGAGAUUUUAAACCUACACAACAUUAAGGAAUACUGGGCAAGGGAGUCCGUCAUAUAUCAUAUUCAAAGAAAUAAUAAGAAAACAACAGUUAUGCAUUCGUCGAGACUUCCCAUUUGCAUAAGCAACAAUGCCUCGGACAUUAUUUGUAUAAAUACAUAUAGUGACAAAUUAAGUGAAAAAUAUAUAAAGUACAUUGAAGAUUACGAAAAUUUUUUUUAG
Psylliodes chrysocephalus is the source of this 1074-nucleotide messenger RNA. Lineage: Eukaryota; Metazoa; Arthropoda; Insecta; Coleoptera; Chrysomelidae. The record is from the annotation of a GenBank genome assembly.